UUGCUAAGUCUCGAGGUCCUGUACGCUGUUCAGACGAUUCUUGACCUAAUUUACGAACCCCAAAUUCAAAAGGCGGGAAUGUCCAUUAAACAUCAACCACUGAACCCACACGCAAAGCCAUUUGGAGCUUUACUAUCUGACAACUCCGAUUUCCUACAAAGUCACAGAUCAACUCCCAUAGACGCUAUAUAUUAACGUAAAUUUAUUAAGAUUAGCCAAACGCCUAGGGGCAGGUCAGCCUAGCAAUUUAGCAUGAUUGGUCGACCAUAGCUAACCGCGAUGUCACAAUUAAACUGGGGGUUAUUUUAUAUCGGAACUGCAUGAAAAAUAAAUGAAUUUAUAUUUAUGUCACCCAAAGCAUACCAAGCUUGCUAUUUCCUUACAAGAAUUCAAAGUAUAACUUCCUUGUUCUUUUUGUUUGGGUCCUUUCAUUCAUCAGUCGACUUUAUGCUUGCUGCAACCAUUGAAAUUUAAAAUGAUGAAAUGUUAGUGUUAAAAAAAGCAAAUAUUAUGAAAAAAAAUUAAUUUAAUUACUCCUUAAAUUUCCAGUGCUGGUGUCCAGUAGUAGACAUAAAGAUAUAGUAGUUAUUAAGUGAGUGAUUGUCUUUGUACAAAGGCAUUAUGCUCUGGGAACGUGAUUGCAGUAGGUGAGAUAAGCUCUCUGUGAAUGGUUUCUUCAUGUUUACCAAGGCAUUGUGUUAGGUGUGUUGUAUAUUGAAUUGGGUUUAUUCUGUGCCACUUGUUUAUUUGCUUGUGAAAAUUGACAAAUUGAUAGAAAUAAGCAGUUGAGCUUAAUUGAAACUCUCAAAAUUUAUAUUUUAAAAGAUUCUACAGAAAAUAAGGUGGUGUAAAAGCAGUAUGUAAGGCAGUAAAAUUCUAUGUUCAGUGUAAAGUGCUAAGUGAAAUUUACCCAUGCUGUAAAACUAUUAAGUCAGUAGCCCUCCCAAAAAAGCUGUCUUUUUUCAUGGUAUUCUAAUAGACAUGGUCAUGUUGCUUUCAUUGCCAAACAUUGUGAGGUAGAAUUAGCCAUUACACCUUACAUAUGUUUUUUUCCUAGUGUUUGUUCACAUGACACAUAGGGGAAUUGAUCUAUGUGCCAACUGCGCAUCUUUCCAAUGAUUGCAAUUGGUGAUGAUAAACAGAUGUUAAACGGAACUCUUUGUCCUGGAGGCAGGGGGGGCUUGGUUUUCUGUAUAAGAGUUAUAAAAGGAAAUGAACACUACUAAUAUGAUGUUAUGGAUCCCAGAAAGAAAGUAAAAGAUAUUCGUCAGCAGCAGCAGCCAGUGCCUGGAGGAAGGGGCAUUCCUGUACAGAAUGUCCGCGCAGCUGCAGUGAAUGUGAACAUGGCCAGGAGAGGGGGGUACCAGUACCCCCCACAGAACCCCCCUCACAACCCUGCCAUGGCAGCUGGUGUGAGCACAGCGGGAAAAGGUGGACCCGCUCCCAAAAAUGUGCCUGCUCACAUGGUUGGAAAAGGGGGAGUGACCCCCCAGGGGACUUUGUCCAGUGUGCCCAGGCAAUUGUUGCUUGAGAAUGCCAGGAAUAAGCCAGUGGAAGAAGGACACGUGCCAAACCUUGAUCUACAAAAUGAAGCUCCAAAUGACUUGAUAAAACAGUAUCUAGAACAACAGCAGAAGGCAUAUUCUUUACAGAAGGAAGCCAGGAAAAAACUGGAAGAAGAGCAAGCGUUAACAAGUUCAGGUGCAGACGAUAGUCAUGUGACAUCAGGAGAGGAAUCGCAGUCAGCAUCAGAGGAGAAACAGGCACCGACUCCACAAAAAGAAACCCCAGCACCACCCGAGAAAUCUGAGAAAAAAGAAGAAGAGAAACUAGAGAAGCCAGCUCAGGAAUCGGCUGGGGAGGCAAAAAAACAGGUAGAUGAAAAAGCUGCCGAGGAAGCCAAACCCUCUCAAGAACAAUCAAAGGAGAAAGAAAUAUCACCAGCCCAGGAGAAAGCAUCAGGAGACCACCCACUGCCACAGGAAGAGAAGAAAGAAGACAAAGAAGGCGAGCCUCCCACUAAGAAACCUCGGUCCAGAUCUCCGUCUCCACAGAGGGCGCCAGAGGUUGCAGCUCCCAGUGGAGGAAAAAGGAAGACCAGGUCACAAGUCAAGGCUCCAGUAAGGUCACGGUCUAGUUCUUCAUCUGGGUCAAGGUCGUCAUCUGGGUCAAGGUCAUCAAGAUCUAGGUCAAGCUCCUCCAGUUCCUCAUCUAGCUCUCCAGAACCCAAGAGGAGGGGUAAAGUACAGAGUAGGACAACACAAUUAAAGAAAAAGGAAGCUGUCCAGACCAAGAGUCUUGACGAGAGCUACCACACAGCCCCUGAGGAUGUGCAGGACACAAAGGAUAAGGAAGAACCUCCACCAGCAGCAGUUGCCAAGGAAGUAGAAACUGUUACCAAGGAAACAGAAGCCAAGCAUGGCAACCAGGAAAUCAAGAUAACACCAAGUGAAGGUGACAAACCAGUGAAAACUGACACUAAUACUGAGGAAGUUGCCAUGGAAACUGAAACUAGUGAAAAGGAGGCUCCAGUGAAGAGGUCCUCACCUAGAAAAAUACAAACCAGAAAGUCCCAGGAAACACCAGAAAAACAGACGGCCCCUACCAAGUCUAAAAAAGCAGAGACCCCCAAGGAGGAUGAACUUCCAGCAGAGAAGGGAGUACCUCCUGGUGAAAAGGAAGAACCCCCUGCGAAGAAGGAAGUACCCCCAGCAGAGAAGGAAGCAACCCCUGCCGAGAAAGAAGGGACCCCUGCCGAGGCAAAGCAACCCCCAGCAAAGAUUCAAACCAGAAAGAUAUCUUUAACCUCUAAAAACAAAGAGAACCAUGACAGCUCAGAGAAGUCACCGGGAGCGGCAGAGGAAAAGCCAGUGAAGAAGCGUAGAUGGGGGACCACUGCUAAGGCCAACAAGAAGGGAGCUGGGAGGAGCAUCAGUCUCACCACAGAGUCCCUAAAGAACCUAAUCCCUGCUGAGGUGAAGUCCAUCCCCGUGGACAGUGUCCUAGAUGUGGACGCUGGACAGAUCUCUGACCAGGACGACGACAAGAGAGAUGUCCAGAUUAAGAGAACUAUUACACAGGUUGUUGGUGAAGAUGGAGACAACAACAACAAAAGUGAUGUGGAAAUGGAAGAUGAUAGUAAUAGAGACAACAAGGGAGAGGAGUCCGAGGAAGACAGAAAACCCCAACCUCAGCAAGGUGAGGACAGCAGGGAUAGCCAGCCACAGGAAGCCAAGGAAGACACAAAAAUUGUCAUCCGUCGCGCUAGCCGGCAAACCUCAGUCACCACUCCUGCACCAGACGCCCCUGAGGCAGCAAGAAGGACACCAUCACCGCCGCGCCACCCUGUCAGUAAGAUCGUCCAUGUGACGGGCCUGGUUCGGCCGUAUACGCUGGGACAGUUAAAGACAUUACUGGGCCAGACGGGAACACUGGUGGAGGAUGGGUUCUGGAUAGAUAACAUCAAGUCCCACUGCUAUGCCACUUUUGAGACAGAAGAACAGGCUAAGGAGACAAGGCAAGCAUUACAUGGAACAAGAUGGCCUCUGUCCAACCCAAAAAUUUUACGUGUGGAUUUUGCAACAGAGGAUGAGCUUAGCUUCCACAAGGACGGUGCCCAAAAACCUAAAGACAUCAAAAGAGAAAUAAAACAAGAUGUCACAAAGCCUAAGGAUAGGGGAACGGAACGAGAUCGUGAACGAGAUCGUGGCCGUGAGCGCAAGAAGUCUGAGGCAGAUAGAGAGAAGGAGAGGGAAGCACGCAGGAAGGAACAUGUGCGUGAGUGGGACCGUGAUAAGCUGAAACAGAAAUCUAGGUCAAGGUCAAAAUCAAGGGAAAGGUCAGCAGAGAGGGAAAGAAGAAGGGAAGAAAGAAGAAAAGAGCGAGCUGAGAGAGAGAAGAAAGAAGAGGAGGAGCCAGCCAAGAUGUUGGAUGAUUUAUUCCGUAAAACCAAAGCAACGCCCUGCAUCUACUGGCUACCACUGACAGAGGAACAGAUCAAGCAAAAGGAACAAGACAGAGAAAAGCGACGCAUAGAGCGUGAAAAGAGACGUAAAGAAAUGGAAGCGGAGGAAGAGAAUAACCGUAAGGAGAAAGAAAAGGAGAGAGAGAAGGAGAGGCAGAAAGAACGCAGUGACAGAACCAAGAAGGAGGAGCGACGUUCUCGCAGCACCAGCAGGCCAAGGUCAGCCAGAGACCGGAGGCGCUGAGUCUGAAGUUGGAGGGAGGGGUGGGGGUGGGGGGUCACCAUGGCCUGCAGUCACCCCGCCUUGUCCCUAAGGUCUGGUGUGUCGUCUGCUGAGAAAAGCACAGUCCUCUAAUACAUGGAGACUGACUUGGUUCCUUUGUGAGAGACUUCCUCUUCAUCCAGGCCUUAGAUGCCAUGUGGAAUGAUGAUAUCAAAUCCAAUAGUGCUGUUUUGUUAUUUCUUGGAAGUUAUUUUAACAGUGACUUUUAAGUUGAAAGCGUCUCUAGUAAUUUAAUUUUGUAUUGCCUUGAUGGCAUAAAUUUUAUGUAUAUUAAGAUCAUUUCUUAGUUAAUGUAAAGAAAAUCAAGUUGGUGUAGUAAACUUAUGAUCGUAGUCACAGUGGUAGUGGACCCUUUUAUAUGUAAGAUGUAUUCAGUUAAAAAAAGAAGCUUUUAAUAUAUGUGAAUGCUAUGGAAGCAACAUGUUGUUAUCUGUCAUACUGCAGUGUUUGACUCUAUAAAAUGUAUUUUUUACUACAGGCAAAUUAAAGGAAAAGUUGUUUUAUUAUGUUGUAAUUUCAGACGGAAGCCAGUAAUGUAAAUAACUCGCGCGUGUUCAUGGCAGUCAUACUUGUAGCUUACAUGUGGCAAUGUUGCAAUUCUUCCUCAGUGCUGGUCAGCAAAUUUUUGUUUUAUAUCUUUGAAUUUUUUUUUAUAACAGUUGCAAUGUAGGAGUAGACCAAAGGAGAAAGAGAGAGAGUUGUGUGGAUUAUGAAAAAAUUGAAUUUUAGAUACUGCACCAAGCUAGAUAUAAUUUCAGAAUAGAAGAUACACCGGCUGGUGUCAUUUUCUCAGCUGGUGAAAAAUGUAUCUGUGAAAACAUCAGUUAUUUUAUUCUUAAUGGUAUCAUUGUCAUACACACAAAAGGAGGGUCACAAUGUAAUCCCCGAGGAAGGGCAAGUUCACAUCCAAGCACAAGGUUUUUUUGGUAUUUUCAUUUUUUUUUUUCGUCUUCUUUCAUGAUGGUUCAGAUUAUUGUUGCAAUUUUUGCACCAUGUUUUCUCAAAAUCCAAAUUUGAUGAAAUAGGGAGAGGGGUCAUACAUUGAAAGAUUCUAUGUGGUUUGUUGAAAUUACUUUCUUUGUACAUACACUGUUAGGUGAAUAAAUGCUAUUAGAUAUACA
Messenger RNA from Lingula anatina, 5368 nucleotides. RefSeq lists its product as uncharacterized. Gene Ontology annotation, molecular function: RNA binding. Gene Ontology annotation, biological process: RNA splicing. The record is from RefSeq and is a predicted model, not a curated record. NCBI's taxonomy places the organism in Eukaryota, Metazoa, Brachiopoda, Lingulata, Lingulida, Lingulidae. Gene Ontology annotation, cellular component: ASAP complex; precatalytic spliceosome.